Molecule: messenger RNA, 1185 nt
Organism: Colletotrichum spaethianum
Lineage: Eukaryota; Fungi; Ascomycota; Sordariomycetes; Glomerellales; Glomerellaceae
Product: switch 2
Exons: 1
Coding region: 1-1185 (394 amino acids)
Biological process (GO): chromatin remodeling; regulation of transcription by RNA polymerase II
Cellular component (GO): SAGA-type complex; nucleus
Molecular function (GO): protein binding; chromatin binding; transcription coactivator activity
Source: RefSeq, a predicted model, not a curated record
AUGCAGUCUUCUCCGGCUGCAUCCAUCUCGCAGACAAUGGACUUCAAAUACAACAUGACGACCCCACAAGUGACCACGAUGGCUCGGGAUACGAAGAAAGCGUUCGACAUCAGCAACCUCAUGUCUCCUCCCGAGCCAGUACCCUACGACAGCUUCAGCCAGGGGCAGCAACGUUCUGCGUCCGUGUCUUCCGGUACACAUCACGCACAUGAAGCGACCAAGCCUAGCAUGCCGAUGUCGCCCCCUGUUUCGCCCUAUAUCACAGAGUCAAGCAACGUUCCUGUACCUGGGACACCUGCAAAGGAUCCGAUCUUGUACCCUCGCGACGAUACCGCCUCGAGCCCUACCCAGCCGCCACUGUUUCCCAGCACUGAAUCAAUCGAACAUCGACGCAUCGUUGACGAGCACAUCGUUGCCCGGCCUCCUGGCCUUUUUCGUGAGGGUUCACCUCCCCAACGAGAGGAUUACGAACUUGCCCUGCAACUCAAGUCCCAGGUAAUGAGACUGUUUGCCAACAAGAGGAAGUCAUGGUACGAGAAAGAGAGAGAACAGGUCAGGGCCGACCGAAAGUUGAACCACGCUCGGUGGAACAGCGUCGUGCGAUAUCAGACCAUUGCCCCAGCCAAAUCUGCUCCUGCCAAGGCGACGAAAUCCGCCCCGACCAAACCCAAGGUUGCUACAUCUGCCAACUCGAAGCCCGACCGUGUUGUCAAGCCUCAGGCUCCUCGCCCUGUUCGCACCAGCCCUCCGACUCGUCACAUUCGUCGCGUUAGUGCCACGCCGGACCCUGCUCGUCGAGUAGUUGCGCCGAACCGGGAGGACCGCGACUUCGCAGCUCUCCCCGACUACUGCCCUCCGCUGUCUUCGCUGCCUGACAAACCAAACUCCUUGAAGGUGGACUGGAAGGGCGCUCCUAUCGACCUCAGUGACGACACCAACGUCCAUUUGCUCCACCCUGACGAGGUCACCCUCGCAGCCAACCUUCGGCUUGACUGCGCCACCUACCUCACAAGCAAGCGACGCAUUUUUGUCCGUCGGCUGGAGUGUGCACGAGUUGGCAAGGAGUUCCGCAAGACCGAUGCUCAGCAGGCCUGCAAGAUUGAUGUCAACAAGGCUUCGAAGUUAUGGACGGCUUUCGACAAGGUUGGCUGGCUUGAGCUGAAGUGGAUGAGCAAGUUUGUCUGA